Molecule: messenger RNA, 1170 nt
Organism: Physella acuta
Lineage: Eukaryota; Metazoa; Mollusca; Gastropoda; Physidae
Product: leucine-rich repeat-containing protein 72
Molecular function (GO): protein binding
Source: RefSeq, a predicted model, not a curated record
AUUACAAAAGAAACUUUGGCACAUCAUUGUGUUUUGUAUAUGUUUUUGCCGUUCGGCCAUUCCUUGGUCGGCUUCUUCUCAGUGAUCACUGAAGCAUUACAAUCAAAAGGAAUCAAGAAGGAUAAGGAUGUGGAGGAGCUUUAUUUAUCUAACAGAAACCUGAACGAAAUGAUUGAUUUGAAAAGAUUUAGAUAUUUAACUAAACUUUGGCUCAAUGGAAAUAAGUUGCGAGAAGUAAAUUUUCUGAGCAUAAAUUAUCACCUGUGUGAGCUUUACCUCCAUGAUAACCAGCUGAGCAGUGUGAGUGGAUGUUUGCAGCACCUGACUUGUUUAGUGGUCCUCACGUUACAUAACAACCAGCUGACCAAGCUAGAAACUGUCACAAAGGAGUUUGAAAAGAUGAAAGCUCUCAGUGUCUUAAAUCUGUUCAACAACCCUGUGGCUCAGGAGGCAGACUAUCGUAUGUUUGUCAUCCGCUCCUGUCCCUCACUUACUCUGUUGGAUAGGUCAGAAGUGACCAGAGAAGAAAGUGAAAUGGCCCUGCAGGAUGAAGAGCGUGUACAUGUGAGUUUAGCCUUUGGUAGGAAAUCAGAGGGGCCGCCAUCCAUUUGUUAUCCCAGCAGGCAGGUCAAGUCAGCCAGUGCUAGACCCGCAACCUCUCAAGUUGGUAAUAACAAAAGCUAUCCAACCUAUGAAAAUCCUGAGGAUGCAGUAAACAUGCGCUUGCUAAAAAAGUCCCUGACAAUGUACAGUGUAUUUGACUGGAGCAGGGUGCCCAGGAUAGGUGAAAGAAAAAAAUCAAGUGCACAUUCUCCAAGAAUCAUAACUCAUGUUUAUAGAUGAUUUUUGUCAACGUAGAUGGGGAAGUUUUAAAUGAAAGGAAGAUGUGCUGAACCUAUGUCCAGCUGUCAAAAUAUGCUUUGUUUAUAUUAUGUAACUCUUUCCUGUAAGGUUUUUUUUAUAAUGUUAAGGCAAUAAUAUUGCCUAAUGGUAAUUACUUGGUAAAGUUAUUAUUGCGUGCUGAAACUGGUGUGCUAUAAAAUUAUGUGAUAUUUUUAUUGUUGGAUGCAAUCAGUAUUUAUUUGCUGAUCCCUUGUUGUGAUUAUGUAAUAUAUAAAAAUAUAAAAAUAGUUAAAUAAAUUGUUGUACAUAUACAGAAAAUUCAGUUCA